Molecule: messenger RNA, 606 nt
Organism: Lichtheimia ornata
Lineage: Eukaryota; Fungi; Mucoromycota; Mucoromycetes; Mucorales; Lichtheimiaceae
Exons: 7
Coding region: 1-606 (201 amino acids)
Source: RefSeq, a predicted model, not a curated record
AUGAAGUCCAUUCUUUUAUGUACUGCUGCCCUUUUGUCUGCUGUGUCCGCCAAGAUCACCAUUGUUACUCCCUGGGCCGAGACCACUUGGACGGCAGGUGGCCAUGGCAACAUCACCUGGACUUCUGAAAAAUCAGAUGCUUCUCAAGAAUGCCAAAUCCAAUUGAUGAACGGCAAUGCCAGCAAUGCAAACAUGGUUGCAUUCAUCACCAGCCCUGCAUCACCUGUCAAAUGUUCGGACAAUCGAUUCGACAUUUAUCCAUUGAACGAUUUUGAAUCCGGCAAAUACUGGGUGCGUAUUGGACAACGCGAAUCUGACACAUGGGCCUAUUCUGGUGUCUUUAAUUUCAAGGGCAAUGGAUCUGCUACUCCUUUGCAUCAAGCCUCUACCUUUGACAACAAAGUGAGUGGCUCUUCAUCCGUGGCUUCAUCCACUGGUGCUGCUGCCAAGUCUUCGCAAGCUUCCUCUUCAGCAUCAGCUUCGGCCUCUGCAGGAAGCCAAGCCAAUCAGGAUAUCGAUACCAAUGCUGCUGCUACCACCACUCACACUCAAUGGGCUGUUGUUGCUGGUAGUGCUGUUGCUGCCGCCGUUGCACUUACCGUGUAA